Molecule: messenger RNA, 1441 nt
Organism: Electrophorus electricus (electric eel)
Lineage: Eukaryota; Metazoa; Chordata; Actinopteri; Gymnotiformes; Gymnotidae
Gene: allc
Product: allantoicase
Biological process (GO): allantoin catabolic process
Molecular function (GO): allantoicase activity
Source: RefSeq, a predicted model, not a curated record
UAAAGCAUUUUUGUCACCAAAAUACUUGAGGACUUAUAUUUUUCAAGCUCUUCACACUGAGGAUGGCAAACCGACCAGCUGUGAAAUUGAAUGCCAGUCAACCAGAUUUUCUGCAGUUCAACAACCUGGCCUGUGAAACAGCUGGAGGAAAGGUGAUUUUUGCAACUGAUGAGUGGUUUGCUCCAGCUCAAAAUCUCUUAAAGAGAGGACCUCCAGAAUUCCUAGCCUCAGCUUUUACUGCGUUUGGGAAAUGGAUGGAUGGUUGGGAAACAAGGAGGAAGAGAAUACCAGGUCACGACUGGUGCAUUGUGCAGCUGGGGGUCCCUGGUGUCAUUCAUGGCUUUGAUGUGGACACAUCCUUCUUCACAGGAAACUACGCUCCUUCCAUUUCUAUUCAGGCUGCCUGUUUUGAGGAGCUGUAUUUGCCAUCUUUAGUGCUUGAGGGAGACCGGACAGGUAUGGCAGCUUCAGGGGUUCAGUUUGAGGCCAUAGCACAGCUUCACUCAGAGAACUGGGAGGAGCUUAUACCAGAGAGUGCGCUGAAACCUGGAUACUCGGAUUCAUGCCACAACUAUUUCAGUGUCUCCUUUCCUCACAGAGUGUCCCACAUUCGCCUGAAUAUGUAUCCAGAUGGAGGUAUUGCCAGGCUGCGAGUUUAUGGGGUUGGUCAGAGAGACUGGUCCACCGUACCUGCCCAGGAUGAAGUGGAUCUCGUUGCCCUGGUCAAUGGUGGUGUGUGUGUGGGCUACAGCAAUGCACAUUUCGGUCACCCACGCAAUAUGAUCGGUUUGGGUAGAGCAGAGAACAUGGCUGAUGGGUGGGAAACUGCACGCCGCUUGGAUCGUCCCAAAGUGUUAAAAAUGGACAAGAACGGAAUCCUACGGGUCCCUGGCUUUGAGUGGGCCAUCUUAAGACUUGGGCAUCCUGGUUUGAUUACGAAAAUUGAGAUAGACACCAAUCAUUUUAAAGGUAACUUCCCUGACUCGUGUAAAAUUGAGGCCUGUGAUUUAACCCCAGAAGAGGAGAAGAGUUUUAUAAGCAGUAAGUGGAGCUUUGACCAAAGUCCAAGAUGGAGAAUGCUUCUUCAUCCUCAGAAGCUGAAGCCUCACCACAGGCACUUCUAUUCUGGUGACUCUGCGCUGCAGUGUGGGCCUGUUACUCAUGUGCGGCUGGUCAUAGUUCCCGAUGGAGGGGUCAGUAGGCUCAGGCUGUGGGGUCGGCCAGUUCCUGUCAGUUCAGCUAAUCCCUGCCAAACUUCCAAAUUGUAACCUCAUGUCUGUUGAGGUUCACCGUUACACUUUUACGAUAAUAGAAUUCUGUUUGUACUACGCCUAUUUUUAAAAUUGUUCCAUCAUGAUGGUUUUGAUUACAGUAUUGUCUGUAUAUGAAAAUAUUUACAUAUUGGGAUCGUCUAUUCAAACAAUAAAAUGCUGUCUAAAAC